Molecule: messenger RNA, 2297 nt
Organism: Scomber scombrus (Atlantic mackerel)
Lineage: Eukaryota; Metazoa; Chordata; Actinopteri; Scombriformes; Scombridae
Exons: 2
Coding region: 35-1024 (329 amino acids)
Source: RefSeq, a predicted model, not a curated record
UUUUUUUCAGCGUGACAGAUCCAAGUUUGGUAUUAUGGGGUCUGGAUGCUCACAAUAUUCACCAGCAUAUGAAGAUGCGGUUGCCCUUGUUGUCUAUCAAAGGGCUUUAGGCACAUGUGUCAUGCCUGAUGUCGGCAUAGAUGAAUCCCUGCUGAAAUUCUCUGGUGUGAACUCCAACGCUAUGCUGCAGACCUACUCUAAUGAACUGGUCAACAGUGUGCCAGGCUUCGUUACCAGACUGGGAUCUGCUUUGGGGGGAUUGACUUCAAUUCCAAAUGCUGUUGGAUUUGGAGCGUUGGUGAUUUCCCUGAUUUUAGAGAUCUUCAUCAAGAGCUCCACACAAACAAAAGAUGAUUCAUACACUAUGCUCAAACGUGUUUUUGGUGAAGAAAAAGCCUCAGGUGUUCGGGACACAAUGUCAGAAUCUGUGACACGAUAUCGCACAUUCAUAAACGAUAACCAGCGUUUGCUCGUGGAAAUCCGGAGACUAGAAGCAAUGCUGAGCAUCCAUCUCACCAGCCUCAAAAACUCCUUGCUGCAUGACAAUCAGAUGAGCUCCAGAGGAUUCAAAAUGUGGGUAAACGGAGCCUCCUUCCACGUCCAGAUGAGGAUCCAUGAGGCACGGCUGAACAUUCCGGCUGGAAGAGGUGCAUCAGACUACAUUGACUCAAUUAAAAUUACCAUCAGUUUGUAUUUGCAGGACCUUGAACGUUUGCUGGAGAAAUACAAGACUUACAAGAUUAGCACAACUCAGCUUGAGGCAGACAGUGACUGCUCCUGUCCCGGAUUUGGUUGUUAUUGUGAUGCUAGCAAUUGUUUUAUUAGGAAUACUGAGAAAAACUGUGAAAUAUAUUCAAAUCAAAACCCCUGUAAUGGGUGUGGUAUGGUAAAGGCUUAUAUGAACCAUGUUUUCUCAAAAUAUGAACCAAUCUCAAGCUUGAGGAAUCAUUUUUCAAACAUCAACAACAACAUUAAUGUUCUAAUAUACCAACAAGAUGUGUUCAUUCUGCCAUCAAUAGCCUAAGAUCACUUUCCCCCCAUGUAGGGCCUGAUUUACUAAAGGUUUGUGUGCAUAAAAAUGUUCACUCUGGUCUACUAACAUGGCGCACUGAGGCUUGUAUCUUUCAAAUGUUUAAGAUAAUACACGCUUUCCAUUUUGUAUGUUUGCCAUAAUGAAUAUGCAAUAUGGGGCGUUUUACCAAACCUGAAGGUAAUUCUAUUGAUGGUAACUGCAUCUAUAUAUAAUAAGUUUGAAGGGCAGGUAUUAACCGGCUGUUAUUAUGGUGAGGAGGAGAAGGAGGCACAAUGAAUACACACUGAACAGAUUUUGUGUGUUAAUAUUUUCGGAGUAGAAUAUUUUUGGUUUUACUAACAGCAUUGACUUUUUCCACAAAUACUCUCCCACAUAGUGUUUUUUUUCUGGUAAUAUUUUAUUUGGCUGUAACUCAAUAUGUUUAUUAACAUCUUCCACAAGAACCUCUAAUUCUAUAGGAUCAAAUUUCAUUUCUGUGCUUGUGGGCUUUCUGCUCAUCCAAACUCUCCAUUAAGACACAAAACCCUAAUUUAAUUACUGCUGUCUACGCCUGUUGUCAUUCACACAUUAUUACGUUAUUCAUAGUAGAUCAUCCGCAAAACGUACGCUAACCAAACAUGCAAUCUGUUGGAAAACACACGCAAUUUAGUACUUUUUAUUUGGGAUCUUAGGAUAUCAGGCCCUUAAUGUAAGCUUAGUUGUUGUUAUUUCAGCACACUACCCUAAAAGGACAGGUUCCCCAUCACUUACACUGUAAAUGUGCAUUAUAAAGGGAUUCUCUAGUGGUCAGUAUGAACAUAAGAGAAUGGCAAGAAAAAACAAAGCUAUUAUAUAAGCUGUGUUCAUAAUGGCACUUGACUUGACUGUUUUCUUAAGAAAAAAUGUGAACCCGUCAUAUAUCACUACUCAUGCAUAUUUAAUACAGAAAUGGAAUAGAAAUGACUUUAAGGAAAAUAUUGUACAAACUUUUAACUUAAUCUGUUAAAAAAAAAAUCUGUAUUAAUUUUAAAAGAAAAGUUUGAAAGUGUCAUUUAAGAGAUUGUAAGGAAGCUUUCUUAAUUUACUUUCAUCUUCUCAUUCACAUGUAUGUUUGAUCUGUUUUUGAAUUGUUUGUAUUGAAGAUAUUAGGCUGUAAGUAAUGUGAUUAUGGCUUUGUUAUGCUUUGCUGUUUGUGAUGGUUAUUAUCUAAUGAUGUUCUCCUGACUCAGAUGUAUUUUAAAAUAUAUAUAUUUUAAGGCUCAAUUAAAAAUUCUAUAAAAUUUAA